Austrofundulus limnaeus is the source of this 562-nucleotide messenger RNA. Its product is annotated as doublesex- and mab-3-related transcription factor 3. Gene Ontology annotation, biological process: male sex differentiation; regulation of transcription by RNA polymerase II. NCBI's taxonomy places the organism in Eukaryota, Metazoa, Chordata, Actinopteri, Cyprinodontiformes, Rivulidae. The record is from RefSeq and is a predicted model, not a curated record. Gene Ontology annotation, molecular function: RNA polymerase II cis-regulatory region sequence-specific DNA binding; DNA-binding transcription factor activity, RNA polymerase II-specific. Gene Ontology annotation, cellular component: nucleus.
GAACCGAGCUGCGCGCCUCUGUUCCACCUCCAGGCGCGUGCCACGGAGGCGCGUGUCAGAGGAUGCAGGUGUGUCAGAACCGGACCCUCAGAGCCUCAGUUCGUCUCGCGCGCAGCACAGGAGCUGCACCUCCCCGCCUUUGCUCCGAGCCCGCUGCUUCUGCCUCCCGGUUCUGUUCGGACCGCCUCGGACGGGAUGAACGGGUUCGGGUCCCCCUACCUGUACGUGGGGGCCCCGGUGUCGCAGCCCCGGGCCCCGCUGCAGAGGACCCCGAAGUGCGCGCGCUGCCGGAACCACGGCGUGCUGUCGUGGCUGAAGGGCCACAAACGGUUCUGCCGCUUCAAGGACUGCACGUGCGACAAGUGCAUCCUGAUCAUCGAGCGGCAGCGCGUCAUGGCUGCGCAGGUGGCGCUGCGCAGACAGCAGGCGCACGAGAGCCUGGACUCCCUGAUCCCCGAGACCCUCAGGGUCCUGCCCCCGCGGGGCUCCGACGACCUGGACCUGAGCUGGAGCGGGCCCGAACCGCCGCGGCCCGGAGGAGCCCGGAGCCGGAGCCGAACAG